Nerophis lumbriciformis (worm pipefish) is the source of this 6391-nucleotide messenger RNA. Its product is annotated as von Willebrand factor A domain-containing protein 7-like. The record is from RefSeq and is a predicted model, not a curated record. Lineage: Eukaryota; Metazoa; Chordata; Actinopteri; Syngnathiformes; Syngnathidae.
CUUUCAGAUAACACAGGAACCUGGCCACACUAUUUACCUGUGUGGAACUUUGGAAUUCACUCAUAGGGAGAGUGAAGCCGUGCCAACUAUUGAAUAAAACGACACUUUUGUCAAGGAAAAGAACAUUUUAAGUCCGACUAUCCUCAUUAUGAGGACCAAGUGCUCCGUCCUGCUGCUGUUGGCUUUGGUCCUCGUCCUUACAGGCCUCGCGCAAAGUUUCAACCCACUAUUUGUCUUUGAUGGGAACUCCACUACUCACCGCGACAUCACCCAAAGGGCGAUCCUCCAAAAGACGGCAGAGGUCUGCCGAGACAUUGCUGCUGCAGAUGGACGGGACUUCACUCUGGCCAUUGACGACAGUCUAACAGCUGAGCGAGUACAAGAAGCGUGCUCCUCCUCAGAAAAUUCCACCUCGCUGCUGUCCAGUGUUCUGUUCCACAGUUCCAUUGCCAAUUUGUACUUCAGCAACGCCAACGUGGAUUUCGUGUCGGUGUUGAGCGACGAGCAUCAUUUUGAUGGCGAGACCUUUCAAAAAGGACGAGACUUGAUCACUCAAGGCGUGUCCUCUGUAAAGGCCAGCGUGAAACGGGAAAACUUCAUUGCCGGCCGCUGGACUCUUGGCCGUGUAUGUCAUACUCUGCAGGACUUCUACAGCCACAGCAACUGGGUGGAGUUGGGGAACACGUCCCCUUACAGCGUUUUGAUCACACCUGACCAACCACUUGAGAAUCUGGCGGGCCUAAACGUUUCAACCUGUAGAAACUGUACGGGACAAAGCUGUGACAACAACAUUUUGCCUGAUGUGCUUCAGCAGGGGCUUCUCACCUCGGGCUACUUCAGCAUCCUCUCCCCAGAAAAGCCGGAAGGAAAAUGCAGCCAUGGAGGUAGUUUUGACCAAACUAGUAUCCGGGACCCAGUGGGCGGCAUCAAUAAGGAUGCUAUUACAUCAAGCCAUGGCUCACUUCACCAUCAAGCGGCCAAUUUGGCCAUAAAUGCUACUCUGGAGCUACUGGAGGAUAUCAGAAUCGCUGUCGGCGACAUGAACUUCCUAAGACUGAUGGGUCUCUCCCAGUCUGCUGUGCUGUGUUUUGUCAUUGACACAACAGGUAGUAUGAGCGAUGACAUAGCCGAAGCAAAGAGAGUUUCCUUCGACAUCAUCGACAGUAAGAGGGGAACCGAGCAGGAGCCUUCAGCCUACAUAUUGGUUCCUUUCAACGAUCCAGGUUUUGGGCCUCUGCUGACAACGACUGAUGCAGACACGUUCAAAGCAAACAUCAAUAAGCUGACUGCCAGUGGAGGAGGUGACAUCCCAGAGCUGUGUUUGUCUGGACUGCAGCUCGCCCUUACCGCCGCUCCUCCAUCUUCUGAGAUAUUUGUCUUCACUGACGCCCCAGCAAAAGACGCCGAGUUGAAAAGCACCAUCACUGCUCUUAUAGAGAGCUCCAAGUCUGUGGUAACUUUCAUGCUGACGGACGUCCUGGCCAGUCGGCGCAGGAGGGCUAUAAACCAAGCAGAUGCCCAGCUGUACCGUGACCUUUCCCGAGCAUCUGGAGGUCAGGUCAUCGAGGUCAGGAAGGCCGAUCUCGCCAUGGCGACGAGUGUUAUAGAGGAUUCCUCGGCCAGUGCCGUGGUGACCAUUUUUCAAGCAGGGAGUCCUGGAAAGCCUGAUAAUUUCACGUUUACGGUUGAUGGUUCACUACAAAACUUAACCGUCUACAUAACAGGAGCUGCAUCACUCACCUUUAAUCUCACCAGCCCCUCGGGUGUAUCUCAGAGCUCCGGCGAGUCCAGUGAACCGCUGGCAUCUUUGACCUCGGCAGGUAACCUUCGGCGACUGAGCCUCAACAACGGUAGUGAGACCGGACUGUGGGAAAUAAAAGUAGACUCCAAUGAUCCUUACUCUGUAAAAGUCACAGCCCAAAGUUCAGUGAACUUCAUCUACAACCUCGUGGAAGCCAGCGAAGGAGUCCAUUCGGACUUUUUUCUGAAGGAAAGUCGACCUCUUUCAGGUGGCAAUGCCAGCCUCUUGGUCACGGUGACAGGAAGUGACAGCGUAAAAGCUCCAGAUGUCACACUGUAUGACAGUUCAGGACCAACAGAGGUCAACGGGACAAUACGGUCUUUAGGGGGUGGUAACUUCCUGGUGACAUUCAGCGAGCUUCCAGCAGGUGACUUUGUGGUCCGACUAAGAGGAGACGACAGCAGCUCAUUGACAAAGUCGACUCCAGUCAGCUUCCAGAGGCAGGCUUCCACUCAACUCAAGACUUCCAGCCUAUCCGUGACUGCCCAAGCCAACAGUACCAACAUAGAACCAGGCUCUACCGUCUCCAUCCCUUUCACCGUCGCCACAACAACCGGUGGAGUCGUCAAUGAAACUGCAAACGGGAUGUUCACGGUGCGAGCGACCAAUGACCGCAGCUUUGACUCCUCAUCGCCCAGCUCUGUCACUAUAGAAGAGGGCAAUGGUGGAAAAGCUAACGGCACAGUGACUCUAACAGCACCUGACACUGCGACAUCUGGAACAGACGUGACGCUUACAAUUGAGGCAGAGGAUGCAGCUGCCACCGAUAUCAACUAUGUUGUCCUUAGGUUCUCCGUCUCUGCUAAGGCGACUGACGUCAAAGGACCAGUGUGCCAGGGGGUCAGUACAUCCACCAACUGUACGUCCUCACUAUGUGCCGCCUCCCAGUGGGAGUUUGUGGCCAACGUGACCGACGGCGUCAAUGGGACGGGCAUUGAAAGCAUCGCCCUCCGUGAAGGGAACGGCACCCUCAACAUGAGCACACUAGUCGGACCGGGGGGCGAGAACAUCACCGUGGUCUCCUACGUGGCCUCCUGCUGUGCAAGCAGAGUACAGCUGUCUGCCGUGGACAACGUUGGAAACGUGGGCUUUUGUGUGGGCCAGGUCAGAGAGUCCACCACAGUUGCACCUGUUACUACGGCUAAUGUAACCAUGAAUGUUACGUCCACUGGGGGGCACACUCUCAGCACGUCAUAUGGUCUGUGGAUUACCGCUGUACUACUCCCACUUUGGAAAUAAAAGGGAUGCAGGGAAGGAUUUAUACAUACAGUAUAUAACAUGUGUAUCUUAAAUUAUAAUACAAAAAUUAACUACUUUAAACAUUUGAACAUUUACUAUACUGAAGCUGUAAGGGAAUCAAAUUAUAUUAUAUUGCGAUUCUUGAUUGAGUGUAUGGAUUUGUAUUGUACUAUUGAUGCCAUAUGUUGGUAGUUAUAGUUUGAUUAAUCAAAGGAAAACCAGUAAGAAAAAAAUCACUGUCAUGGAAUUACCAAUACAUUUUACUACCCUAACUUACCGCAUCAUAAUUUAUUGUACACCCGCACAAGGUAAAAAAAAAAACAACACCCGAUCAAUAUAAGAACUGCUUAUAAAAGUCUGAAUCUAAAAAGGUAAUGAGUUUUGAUCAACAGAAUCAGCAAGAUAUUCAUUUAAGAUAUUUAUUAAUAUGGAUGGUGUUUGCAGUGGUGAAAAUCUGGUAAAUAAACACAAUAUACCGUAUUUUCAGGACUAUAAGCCGCACCGGUAUAUAAGGCGCACCCACUGAAUUUUGGAAGAAAACUUUAUUUUUAUUUUUAUUAGCCGCACUCGACUAUAAAUGUAAAAUGAGAUAUCUAUAUUGAAAAUUUUUUUUUAAAAUUAUUUAGAUACGCUAAUUGUUUCCAAAUGGUUCCUGUAAAACGACUGAUCAAACAAAACAGAAAAGUCAUUGCUGUCUUUAUUCAUUCUUUAUGAUAUGAAUAAGAUUUUCUCCUUUUUUUAAAUAAGGUUGACGAUGCUUAUCAGGAUUCGUCUUCCUUGUAAAUUGUGAACACUUUAAAAUUGAACAGUUUCUUAAAUUGGUUCAUUUCAGUACAUUGUUUCAUACCUGCCAACUUUUGAAAUCAGAAAAACCUAGUAGCCAGGGUCCAGGGGCCGCAGGCCCCGGUAGGUCCAGGACAAAGUCCUGGUGGGGGGUUCACCCCCCGACGCAAAAUGAUUAUUAGCAUUCAGACAGGUUAAAAUGUUGCUAAAACCAUCACUUUUCUAUCAGUCACAGUGACUUUUGAAAACAAAAAUAUUACAGCAAAAAUCAUAUGGGUUGAUUGACAUGUUUAUUCUGUAAGCUAACUUCAAUAGUUUGAAAUUAUUUUGACAGUUAAUGCCAGUUAUCCUGUCAACCUUUCACAAGACUUCAAUUUGUUAAUUGAAAGUAUAAACAGUAUAAACACUUUUUACAGUAAACAAAUGGUAAAACAGUACUAAACAAUUCCAUUUAAAAAAAUGUGGUGUCAUUAUUAACUUUCUGUCCAAGCUUGUAUAAUCUACUGCCUUGUUCAAUUGUAAAAAAUAUUCUGUGCCUAAAAUUCACAUUUAUAUCACAAUUAUCAUACUGUAAACAUGGUAAGCUAACUUCAUUAAAAUUAAUAGUCCUGUCAAUAGCAUGGAAUUACAAUUCAAAUGUAGUUUUUUUGUAAGCCUUUCAAAAGAAUUCAAAAUAUGAAAAAUUAAUGAAAAUUAAUUUAAGCCAUCAGACACUUGAAACGUGGCACAUCACAUCUCUAAUGUAAUCAUUUGAACUUUUCAACAGAAAUAGCACUGCAAAAAUAUUAAGGACAUAAUUCUGUAUUUUGGUAGUUAUGCUGUCAACAUUUAACAAGAUUUCUUCAACUUGGACUUGAAAGCAUAAAUAGUACAAACACUUUUAACAGUAUAACAGUACUAAACAAUUCCAAUAGAUAACAUUGGUGUCAUUACCUUUUUGUGGCUAAAAUCCAAAUGUAUUCUAUCAGAUUGAUCAUACUGCAAAAAUUAUAUGGUAACUUUAUGAUAAGGGCGACGAAAAACGUUGAAAGUUUUCCACUUGUAUCGCUAGCAACGGCAUUAGACUUGUGUUUUUUUGUCCCAACGUGGUCUUUUACAUCGCUAAUUCCUCCGCGUCCGAUUGAAAAAUCUUGUCUGCACUAGGUGCAAUUCGCGUAGUUUUCACCCUUUUUGGAACGGAUAAUUAUUCCCGGAUAGGCUUUUGAAUAUUCUUCACGGAAUGACUGCAGUUUUCUUUUCGGUUUAAGACUCCUUUGCGAUUUUUCUCCGGCUGAUUCCAUGAUCGUUCGCUCGUUUGGAAACAAUGGCAACAGGUGCCUCGUGCUUGGCAGCGGUGCUAUAAAUAGCCUCGCGCAUGGCAUUCGGAAUGGCUCGAUAGGAAGUAACGGGAAGCAGUAUCGAUUGUCAUUGUUGUUACGCGAUUUCGUGAAUAAAACUUUUAAAAAUAUAUUUUUUUUUAAUUAAUGAAAAACCGUAUUUUUUAUCACUGCAACCGUAACCCGGAAUAAGUUGAUGAAAACCGUACUAAUUACGGGAAAACCGGAGUAGUUGGCAGGUAUGUUGUUUGCCUAAUCCUAAUUCCUUAAUUUAGCCUAGCGAAGAAAAAUUCAUAGAUUAGCCGCACCUUCGUAUAAUCCGCAGGGUUCAAAGCUUGGUUAAAAAAAGGAAAAUAACAAAUUAAGGCCUGGGGGCUGCACGUGGCCCGUUAAGCUUUUCAAUCUGGCCCGGCGGACAUUCCCAAAUAAUUUUUUUUAGAUCUUUAAGAAGGAAACUGUAGCUGCCAUUAUGAUGUGCAGAGAUGUUUUCUAAUGACCGUAAGUCUUGAACUAUACAAAGUAUUUCAAUGGUUGGAAUCUGUGCUUUUGCAUGAUAUACUAGUUACAUACAUACAUCUAAUUAGUUACUAUGGUAAUCGACGUCACAGCAGCUCAGACGAGGCACCAAGCAGUGUGGGUGGGGAGCGUUUCCACAGAGGCCAGCCUGAAAUCCGGGUGUCAGAGACAGACGCGGAAGGAGAUUUUUACAAGAAAGUUCUAAAGCUUAGUGAUAUAUCAGAUGUAUCAGAUUUUUUUUUUACCCUUCGCGUUCAUAUUUCGCUGUUUGUUGCAUUUUUGUUGCGUUUCGCUUGAUUGUAAAAUAUGUCGAUCGAGAGGUGGUGUGACCUUCACAUGUUGUCAAUAGUCAGUGUUUUAUCGUUCAUAGUUAAUAUUGUAAAUCCCACAUUCUUUAUUUACAUGUACAUUCUCAUUCAGUAAAAAAAUUUAAAAUUCCAUUCCGUUUUUUCAUGCGGUCUGUCAUGAUGUUUUUAGCAUUCAAUCAGACAUUGUGAGAUUUUGUAUUAGUGUUCCUAAAAAUCAGAUAUACCGGCCCCCAGACACAUUUUUUCCCUCUAAAUUUGGCCCCCCCGAGUCAAAAUAAUUGCCCAGGCUUGGUCUAGAUAAUACGGUAAACAAACUUUCAAGUACUGAUAUAGAUUGGAUAUUGGUGAGACAUUGAUCUUCUAGCUGGAAAUUGAGCAAAAAGAGGAUGUUGUGUUUCUUGAAAGAUUUCAAUAAAGACACAUAUCAU